This is a messenger RNA of Temnothorax curvispinosus, 1397 nucleotides long. RefSeq names its product acyl-CoA Delta(11) desaturase-like. Gene Ontology annotation, molecular function: stearoyl-CoA 9-desaturase activity; iron ion binding. Gene Ontology annotation, cellular component: endoplasmic reticulum membrane. Gene Ontology annotation, biological process: unsaturated fatty acid biosynthetic process. The coding region runs from base 47 to 835 and encodes 262 amino acids. The transcript is spliced from 5 exons. Lineage: Eukaryota; Metazoa; Arthropoda; Insecta; Hymenoptera; Formicidae. The record is from RefSeq and is a predicted model, not a curated record.
UUAUUAAAUUGUGUUGUUUUUUUUUAUUUUAUUUUAAGCAUAUAUUAUGUAUACAUUGGGAAUGAAAGGCCUCAUCGUUGGUGCUCAUCGUUUAUGGUCCCACCGAUCUUACAAGGCAAAAUGGCCGCUUAGAAUUAUACUUGUCGUUUGCUACGCUUCGGCCGGCAUGAACAACCUUUAUGAGUGGGUGCGAGAUCAUCGGGUGCAUCACAAAUAUGUGGAUACGGACGCAGAUCCUCACAGUAGUAAACGAGGAUUCUUUUACUCCCACGUAGGCUGGCUGAUGAUGAAGAAACAUCCGGAGAUGAUCCGAAGGGGUCGUCAAGUCGAUAUGAGCGAUAUAUUGGCCGAUCCUAUCGCCGAAUUUGAUCGCAAAUAUCAUUCGAUACUCAAAUUUAUCUUCGCUUUCCUGCUUCCGGUGAUGGUGCCUGUGUACGGAUGGAAUGAAACAUGGUCUAGAGCUUUCGUAUCACAGAUUAUUCGUUAUACUGUCAUAUUAAACGCCACUUGGACCGUGAAUAGUGUGGCUCAUCUCUGGGGCUCAAAGCCAUACAAUGCAUACAUAAAUCCAACAGAAAAUUGGUGGGUUAGAAUUACAACGGGCGGUGAAGGAUGGCACAAUUAUCAUCAUGUCUUCCCGUGGGACUACAAGGCUGCCGAGUUUCAUAAUUAUUUCAAAUAUAAUCUUGCCACGUUAUUCAUAGAUUCGUACGCGAUGAUCGGAUGGGCGUACGAUCUGAAACAACCGUCACAGGAGCUCGUGAAAACUAUCGCAAUGAGAAAGGGUGAUGGGAGUCAUUCCUUGCGGAGUGCUGUGCCCACAUCCAGCCAAUAAAAUUGAAUAACAAAAACUAUGACUAUUCGGAUGCAAUAAUUUGAAAAACGACUGUCGUUAACUCGUUGCUCAAAUGACCGUUAUCGGGGGCAAUCCGGAAGAUCUGGGAUUCAUUUCUUCCUGUACCGGGGCCCUUGACGUUCAACGGGUUAUUAUUAAACUUUCUUUCUCGAUCUUUUGAUUUCACGGGGCUCAUCAAAUCAAGGUAUAUUCAGCUCACUUUUCAUCUUGAGAGCAGUUCUUCUCUACGUCAGCAACUGACGGGUGUGUCAUCGACGGGGGGACUUUGCUCUGAUAAAAUCGGUGGUCUAGUUAUUUCUUACUUGAUCGUUGACUUGAACCACGAAAUUUCUCGGAUUUUUUUCUAUAAUGAGAAUAUUUAGUAAUAAAAAAUUAAUUUUUUGCAGUUUUUGCACUAAUCAAAUUCCUGAUUUAAAAGUAGUGAAUUUUGAUAUUAUUAUACUUAUUUCGAACGCCUUCGUGUAAUCUGGCAUUAGUAAAAUAUCUCAAAUGUAUGCAUUUUUAAUAUAAAUGAAAGUAUAUAAAUAUCUCGAAUUUCUUU